AAUAGUAUUUAGAAUCGAAUUAGUUGGGCCAUCUCUUUCAGAUUUUAUUGACCUAUUUUGGUUAAAUUGCUUUAUUUACCUCAGGUUUUCUGGCUUUUCGCAAUGCCGGCCGAUCAAAUUCAGUACUCGGAGAAGUACUUCGACGACAACUUUGAAUACAGGCAUGUUAUUUUACCACCGGAUUUGGCCAAACAUGUGCCAAAGGCUCAUCUGAUGACCGAGACGGAGUGGCGCAACCUGGGCGUGCAGCAGAGCCCCGGCUGGGUGCACUACAUGGUCCACGCGCCGGAGCCGCAUGUGAUUCUAUUCCGACGCAAACGCAUUCCGGCUGAGGACGCUCCACAGGUGGCAGCCGCUAAUGCGGCUCAGGCCAUCGCGAAUCUGUGUGGUUAGGCCGGGGAUUUCAUACCCUCAAAGGUCACUCUUCCAAGGAUGCACUCACCAAUGCUCAGGCAGUGUUUCAUAAGAUAGCAUCAGACAGCCUGAUGUAAAAUUACAAACCAUAGCUUUAGGGAGCAGUUCAGCUGGAUAGUUCAAAGACACGAAACGAACUGAACUGAAGACAUCGUUUCUGUUAAUUUCAUUAAGUUUAUUUACCUAAAAUACAAAUCGAAGCGUACGCCCUGUGUACAGACAGUUUAAAA
Drosophila erecta is the source of this 644-nucleotide messenger RNA. RefSeq names its product cyclin-dependent kinases regulatory subunit (gene Cks85A). The coding region runs from base 103 to 393 and encodes 96 amino acids. Gene Ontology annotation, cellular component: SCF ubiquitin ligase complex; cyclin-dependent protein kinase holoenzyme complex. The record is from RefSeq and is a predicted model, not a curated record. Gene Ontology annotation, molecular function: cyclin-dependent protein serine/threonine kinase activator activity; protein kinase binding; histone binding. The transcript has 2 exons. Lineage: Eukaryota; Metazoa; Arthropoda; Insecta; Diptera; Drosophilidae. Gene Ontology annotation, biological process: regulation of mitotic cell cycle.